AUGGCACAGAGCGACGAAAAUGGCUUCGUCGGCGCUGGCACCGACGGAUUGCACGCCAUGGACGGAACGUACGCGCUGCGGAUUAAGGUUGUCGCUGGGCUGCAGCUCGCAAAAAAGGACAUUUUCGGCGCAAGCGACCCGUACGUGCGCAUCGACCUGAACAUGGUCAGCGGCGACGUCAACGUGCAGUCGGUGCUGACGAAGACGAAGAAAAAAACGCUCCACCCCAAGUGGAAUGAGGAGUUUAUCUUUCGCGUCAAACCCACCGAGCAUAAGCUCGUCUUCCAGGUGUUUGAUGAGAACCGGCUCACGCGGGAUGACUUCCUGGGUAUGGUGGAGUUGCCACUCGAACAGCUGCCCCGGGAGCGGCCCGGUGUUGAGAUUCCGGCCCGUAGCUACCCACUGCGGCCACGCAGGUCAGUUCGCGCCCGCUCGAACGUACGUGGAGAGCUGCAGCUGUAUCAUGCGUACAUCGUGGAUCAGGACACCAACGAAACCGAUUGGGAAAUGAUCGAAUCCAGCCCUGUUCCAACCGUCACCAGUGUGCCACGAGCAUCGACCAACGCGCUCGAACUGCCCCAAGGUUGGGAGGAACGUCAGGAUGCGAAUGGGCGGACUUACUACGUGAAUCACGUUGCCCGAUCUACCCAGUGGGAGCGGCCCACGGCAGUGCCUAUGGAGACGAUCGCGGAGAGCGACAUGGAUGUCGCAUUUCAGCGCCGAGUGCACAUUAGCGUUGAUGAUAGUGCGACGUUGAACGGUUCGCGAAGCAAUUCCAUCGCUUCAUCCUCAAUCGCCAGCCUUUCGGAGCGACCCGCUAGCGAGCUGAUGGAGCCGGAUGUGGUAGUGCUUCGCACGGACUCAUGCCAAUCCCUGCGAACGCUUCGGCUCAGUGCUCCACCGAAGCUUCCGGCCGCGCUUGUCCGUGCUAGCACCAACCGGAAUGUGGCCACUUCCGGUGAACGACGGGUGACGACUCUGGAGCGACGCUCAAGGUCUGCCUUAGUUCCGCCACCGUGGAGGUUAACCGUUGCGGACCGGUGCACGAUGGGAACCGGAUUACGGCAUCGGGCCCUUGCCCUGGAACCGCUGUCCGAUAGCGAGGAGGACGGUGAAAAUGGCGGUGUUCCGCUUCGAGCGGCACCACACCUGAGUGAGAGUGGCCGUCGAUCCUCCAGCCGGUCAUCGAUCGGCAGUGACAGCAGUUUGCGUGCUCAGCAACACCGCAUCGACGCUCUCGAGGACGAACUGGACAGUGGGCCCACACGAGCGGUCGUACGCAGUGGCAGCAACAGCAGCAGCAGCAAUGGCAGUGCUUGUGGUCCUUUGAACGGUGAUGGACGUCCUUCGACCAGCACCGGAAGCAGCAACAACAACAAUAAUGGUGGAACCGGUGCGGCCCAUCCGGCGAGUAAUGGCAGCAACAGCAUCAACAAUAACGACACGAGCGAUGAUCGUUCCUCGACGCGUUCGUCUACUUCGAACGAGAAUGACUCGUCUGGUAGCAGUCCGUCUGGUGGAGGAGGUCCUGGUUCGAUGUUACCAGCCGGCUGGUCGAUGCAGCUUGCCCCGAACGGGCGCGUGUUCUUCAUCGAUCACAAUGAGCGGAAGACGUCGUGGGUAGAUCCGCGUACGGGCCGAGCUAGUCCAAUGCCAUCCAGCCAGGGUGCUGUAGCGUCCAACGAUGUACGCCGGCCGGAGGAGGGUUUGGCCCCGCUACCCGAGGGUUGGGAGGAACGCGUCCACAGCGACGGUCGCAUCUUUUUCAUCGACCACAACACCCGGACUACGCAGUGGGAGGAUCCGCGACUGUCCAUUCCCAACAUAGCCGGGCAGGCGGUGCCCUACUCCCGCGAUUACAAGCGAAAGUACGAGUACCUAAAGACGCAGCUACGAAAACCGCAAAACGUGCCAAACAAGAUCGAAAUCAAGGUGCGACGCGCGUCCAUCAUGGAGGACUCGUACCGGAUCAUCAACUCCGUGACACGGUUGGAUUUGCUGAAGACGAAGCUGUGGAUUGAGUUUGAGGGCGAAGCUGGACUGGAUUAUGGUGGGUUAGCUCGUGAAUGGUUCUACCUGCUGUCGAAGGAGAUGUUCAAUCCGUACUACGGGCUUUUCGAGUACUCGGCCAUGGACAACUACACGCUGCAGAUCAACCCGUACAGCGAGCUGUGCAAUGAGGACCAUCUGCUCUACUUCAGGUUCAUCGGGCGCAUUGCUGGUAUGGCCGUGUACCACGGUAAGCUGCUGGACGCGUUCUUUAUCCGCCCGUUCUACAAGAUGAUGCUGCAGAAGCCCAUCGACCUGAAGGACAUGGAAGCGGUAGAUACCGAGUACUACAACUCGCUCGUCUGGAUCAAGGAGAACGACCCGAGCGAGCUGAUGCUGACAUUCUGCGUGGAUGAGGAAACGUUCGGGCAGACGACACAGCACGAGCUGCUACCAAAUGGUGCCGAUAUUGACGUGACCAACGAGAACAAGGACGAGUACAUCCGGCUCGUCAUCCAGUGGCGGUUUGUGUCACGCGUUCAGGUCCAGAUGCAAGCCUUCCUGGAUGGGUUCGGUUCACUCGUGCCGCUUAAUCUGCUUAAGAUAUUCGACGAACACGAGCUCGAGCUGCUGAUGUGCGGCAUCCAGUGUAUCGAUUUGCGCGAUUGGAAGCGUAACACGCUGUAUAAGGGCGAUUACUACCCGAACCACCUCGUCAUCCAGUGGUUCUGGCGUGCGGUGUUGUCGUUCUCCACCGAGAUGCGCGCCCGGUUGCUGCAGUUCGUCACUGGCACGUCUCGGGUGCCCAUGAACGGGUUCAAGGAGCUGUACGGAUCGAAUGGACCGCAAAUGUUCACCAUCGAAAAGUGGGGCACUCCGGAGAAUUACCCACGGGCUCAUACUUGCUUCAACCGGUUGGAUCUGCCACCAUACGAGAACUACCACCAGCUAAAGGAGCGGCUCGUACAGGCCGUCGAAGGCAGCCAGGGCUUUUCGGGUGUAGACUAGACGUACCCGGUGGCCGGU
Molecule: messenger RNA, 3015 nt
Organism: Anopheles nili
Lineage: Eukaryota; Metazoa; Arthropoda; Insecta; Diptera; Culicidae
Product: E3 ubiquitin-protein ligase Nedd-4-like
Exons: 13
Coding region: 1-2997 (998 amino acids)
Biological process (GO): regulation of dendrite morphogenesis; ubiquitin-dependent protein catabolic process
Molecular function (GO): ubiquitin protein ligase activity; sodium channel inhibitor activity; protein binding
Source: RefSeq, a predicted model, not a curated record